Messenger RNA from Lycium ferocissimum, 555 nucleotides. RefSeq names its product cell wall / vacuolar inhibitor of fructosidase 2-like. Bases 1 to 555 code for a protein of 184 amino acids. The record is from RefSeq and is a predicted model, not a curated record. The transcript has a single exon. Gene Ontology annotation, molecular function: enzyme inhibitor activity. Lineage: Eukaryota; Viridiplantae; Streptophyta; Magnoliopsida; Solanales; Solanaceae.
AUGACUCAGAAAAUAUAUGAGAAGAUGCAUUCCAUAAGAACAUUGACAGUGAUUUUCUUUAUGUCUCUAUCUCUUAUAACUUUUUCCUCGGGAGAUUUGAUUGACGAUAUUUGUCGAAAGUCUAGCGACUUCAAAGUAUGUACCGACUCUCUUAGGACGGACCCUAAGAGCUCAUCUGCUGAUGAAAAAGGUUUGGUACGUAUACUGCUUCAACAAUGUUUAGCAAAGGCAACAAGUAUUUACAAUGAAAUCGUAUUUUUACUAAAGGAAACAAAAGAACCUGUUCUCAAACAAUGCCUUGAAGUUUGUAAGGACAAUUAUGAUGGGGCAAAAGACGACGUUGCAGCAACAAUCAAAUCUUUCGAUGCAAAUGACUUUACCGAGGCGAUAAGUCAUGCUUCUGCUGUUGAGAGUGGUCCGAUCGACUGUGAAGAAUCAUUUACUGAACCACCUGUUAGGAAAUCCCCAACAAAACAAAAAAGUAACGAUUUGAUUAAUUUUGUUGGUUUAACAGCGGGUUUGAUAGACUGCAUUUCGAAAAGCUGUCUAAGUUAG